UUCAGCAAAGCAGCCACUGAAGAGCGUGGGGGAGUAGUGAGAGAGAGAGAUAGAGAGAGAGAGAGAGAGAGAGGGAGGGGGGGGCAACUUUCUCUGGUUUCUAACUGCAGACCGCCUUGCCGAGGGGCUUCAUCACUGCGCUUCUGUGACGUGCCCUCUUGCCCAGGGGAGUGCAUCGGCGUGUAUGACUGAGCGUGUGUGUACGUGAGCCAGAGCCUCAGGAGCCAUGUCGGACCCCCGGGACAUCGACGAGGAUGCCAUCCUCAAGGGCCUCAGUGCUGCGGAGUUGGACCAGCUGGAGUGUGAGCUGCAGGAGAUGGACCCCGAGAAUGCCAUGCUGCCCGCUGGCUUCCGGCAGCGCGACCAGACGAAGAAGGGCCCAACGGGGGCGUUCGACCGCGACGCCCUGCAGCAGCACUUGGAGAAGCAGGCCCUGGAGCACGAGGACAGGGAGGACCUGGUGCCCUUCACUGGGCAGAAGAAAGGAAAGAGCUUCGUGCCCAAGAAAGAAUCCGAGCUCCCCGGGCACGAGCAGGUGAUGCUGGAGCCGGAGCUGGAGGAGGCUCUGAAAAACGCCUCCGAUGCGGAGAUGUGUGACAUCGCAGCGAUCCUUGGAAUGUACACGCUGAUGAGCAACAAGCAGUACUACGACGCUCUGGGCACCACGGGAACCAUCGCCAACACGGAGGGCAUCAACAGUGUCGUGAAACCAGAUCCAUUCAAGAUCUUCCCCGAUGAGCUGCCCAACCCCACCAACGUGGAGGAGACCCUGGAGAGGAUCCACAACAACGACAGCAGCCUGACCGAAGUCAACCUCAACAACAUCAAGGACAUUCCCAUCCCGACACUCAAAGAGAUCUUCGAGGGCAUGAAGGGAAACUCCUUCGUUGAGUCUCUGAGCAUCGCCGCGACCCGCAGCAACGACCCCGUGGCCUACGCGUGUGCCGAGAUGCUGCAGGAGAACACCAGCCUGCAGAGUCUUAACGUUGAGUCCAACUUCAUCACCUCGGACGGCAUGAUGGCGGUCGUCAAGGCGAUGGCCAGCAACGCGACGCUGGUGGAGCUCAAGAUCGACAACCAGAGGCAGAAGCUGGGCGACUCGGUCGAGAUGGAGAUCGCCGCCAUGUUGGAGAACAACUCCAGCAUCCUCAAAUUCGGCUACCACUUCACCCAGCAGGGUCCCCGCGCCAGGGCUGCCAUGGCGAUCACACGGAACAACGACAUGAUUCGCCAGCAGAGAUUAAGAUGAGAGCAGCGCAGACGGAUGAACGGCCGGCUUCCUGCGUGCGGAGCGCCGGGACCGAACCGCCCCCCCCCCCCCCCUCGCUAAAUAAAGCCGGAUCGCUGUGCGGCCCACCUAACACCCAUUUCAUUUACCCCGAGUGCUGAAUUCAUCAUAAAGGCAUGUGUAGGUCACAAGCAAAACGCGAGGUGUCUUUUCUUUCUGUUCUUUUAACAUCGUUCUCAUCAUCAUCAUCGUCAGCCUAAAACACAAAAGUCUUUUCAUUCAUGAAUGACAUUUUCCAAUGUGGCGCUACAUGUUGGAAGAAAAACUGUAAAUACUUUAAAUAAAAAUAUAUAUUCAAGUAUUUAUAUUGUAAAUGUUUGGCAAGUUUAAUUGGAUUGUUUCUACGCCUUGUCUGAACAUCACAUAUUUAAUUUGGGAUGUAUGAUUAUCGUUCUUAAGCUUAAAUACACCAAAGAGGGGCAAACUUUGGUGCACUUAAAUAACACGGAAUAUUUUGAGGCAUUUAAGUACCUACAGCUCAACUGGACAUAAUGGUUGUGCAGGAGGUCAAAUGAACUAAUUGUUUGAUAUAAAUCUGCGUUAGAGGCACAGGUCCGACAUUGACUAAAUCUUAGCAUGAUAAAUGACUCUCUUAACAGAUCAACUUCCACCUUAUAUUUACAACUCGGCAGCAUUUUUGAAUAAAGUCUCAGCACUUUAA
This is a messenger RNA of Gasterosteus aculeatus aculeatus (three-spined stickleback), 1949 nucleotides long. RefSeq names its product tropomodulin 4 (muscle) (gene tmod4). Gene Ontology annotation, biological process: pointed-end actin filament capping; myofibril assembly; muscle contraction. Gene Ontology annotation, cellular component: myofibril; striated muscle thin filament; cytoskeleton. Lineage: Eukaryota; Metazoa; Chordata; Actinopteri; Perciformes; Gasterosteidae. Gene Ontology annotation, molecular function: tropomyosin binding. The record is from RefSeq and is a predicted model, not a curated record.